This is a messenger RNA of Diplodia corticola, 1032 nucleotides long. RefSeq names its product zinc-binding alcohol dehydrogenase domain-containing protein cipb. Gene Ontology annotation, molecular function: oxidoreductase activity, acting on NAD(P)H. Lineage: Eukaryota; Fungi; Ascomycota; Dothideomycetes; Botryosphaeriales; Botryosphaeriaceae. The transcript has a single exon. The record is from RefSeq and is a predicted model, not a curated record. The coding region runs from base 1 to 1032 and encodes 343 amino acids.
AUGUCCACACAUCUUGCUGCUGUUCUCCCGGCCAAGGGCUCGACCAUAGAGGUCAAGGACCGUCCCACACCAACUCCAGGUCCUUCGGAGCUUCUGAUCAAUGUGAAAUCCGUCGCAGUGAACCCGCUGGACUGGAAGCAGCAACUCUCCGGGUUCAUGCUCAACCAAGGAUUUCCAACCGUCCUCGGCUCCGACGUGUCCGGCAUCGUCCUUGCUGCCGGUUCUGCAGUCCCGGCGGAUGCUCCAAAACCCGGAACACGUGUUGCUGCAUUCGCUCCCUGUUUCUUCACACAGGGUGCCGCAGACUACGGUGCGUUUCAGACACGCGUCCUCGUUCCAGCAGCCAACGCUGUGGCUUUGCCGGAGCGCGUCGACUUCGACGAGGCAAGCACCCUCCCAAUGGCGGUGGCAACCGCCUGGAGCGGCCUGUACACACUCGGGGUUCCGCGUGAGACGGCCUUCAAACACGUCGACAAGCAAGCCUUUCUGGUCUGGGGCGGAGCGAGCAGCAUCGGCACCGCCACCAUUCAACUGGCCAGCUCGAUGGGAUUCUCCGUCUACGCCACAGCCAGCGAGAAACACCACGACUAUCUGAGGACACUGGGAGCCAAGAGGCUGUUCGAUUACCGCAAUGGGGCCGUGGUGGAGGACAUCAUCAGGACGGCGAGGGAAGACGAUGUCACCCUCCAGCUUGGCUUCGACGCCGUUGGAGCGCUUGAAAGCUGCCUGCAGGUUUUGAAGAAACUGAAUCCUAGAGGGGCGAAGCUGGCGUCCGCACCGCCGCUCACUCCAGAUUCGCCGCAGAUGGAGGGGGUGGAGCUCAAAUUCGUUUCGGCACCGAACGACCCGGAUAAGCUGGCCGACUUCUUCCGGUUUGUUUUUGGCGUUUGGCUUAAGAAGAAGCUGGACGCUGAAGAGUUCAUCCCAAGCCCCAAGGUCAAGGUCAUCGGAGGAGGAUUGCAUUCUGUGCAGGCUGCGUUGAACGAGUCAAAGGCAGGCGUGAGCGGUGUGAAGCUGGUGCUACAACUGUAA